Tribolium madens (black flour beetle) is the source of this 10088-nucleotide messenger RNA. RefSeq names its product vacuolar protein sorting-associated protein 13A-like. Gene Ontology annotation, biological process: protein targeting to vacuole; protein retention in Golgi apparatus. NCBI's taxonomy places the organism in Eukaryota, Metazoa, Arthropoda, Insecta, Coleoptera, Tenebrionidae. The transcript has 25 exons. The record is from RefSeq and is a predicted model, not a curated record. Bases 138 to 9968 code for a protein of 3276 amino acids. Gene Ontology annotation, cellular component: extrinsic component of membrane.
UUUAAAAGUGGGUGCCAAGCUGACGUAAGAGUUGCUUUCAGCAACUCCUAAACCAAACCAUUCUGACAUUAAAUAUCAACUUAAAUCAAUAGUUUGCCCAGAUAUGAUUUAAACACAUACAUCUUGACAAUUCCAGGAUGCUCGAAGGGGCCGUAGCAAGACUCCUGAAUCAUUUAUUGGGCAAAUAUGUGGUGGACCUUGACACUGAAAAUCUGAACGUUGGAAUAUUUUCAGGACAUGUGCAGUUGACUGAUUUAAAAUUAAAAACUGAAGCCUUGUACGAGUUGGGUCUUCCAAUCGAAGUCAAAGCCGGAACUGUGGGAAGAAUAUGGCUUCAAAUACCUUGGACGUGUCUGUGGAACCAACCAGUUGUAGUCAACAUCGAAGAUUUGCACAUUAUUUGUGGUCCUUUGCUAUCAGACGAACCCUUCGAUGCCGAAAAAAACAAACGGCUAAUUCGAGGAUUUAAACGCAAAAUUUUGGCAGAUUUAGACACCGAAAGUCACAUUAUUGGCGGCCCCAACUCCUUUUCAGAACACUUAGUUACAAAUCUUCUGAACUGUUUGCAAUUUAGUGUCACUAAUAUCCACAUCAGAUACGAGGAUGUCGUCAGUUACAAAACGCCGAUUUCGGCUGGUCUAUGCAUUGGAAGUGUUACUGCGGAAGCUACAAAUAGUAAAUGGAAGCCUAGCAAACCCGAGAAUAAUAGUAACACGUGCUAUUACCUAGUGAAGAUGGAAACGUUGUCUGCAUACUGGAAUUCCGACUCUAAACUAGCAAAAUGGAAUUUACCCUCGGAGUAUUACGUUUGGAGGAACGCCAUGUCAAACAGUUUGCAAAAUUUUUCAAUCAACAAUGAGAAUUUUGAGUUUGUAUUGAAGCCAAUGACAACCAAAAUAAAAAUAACGAUGAACAAGUCAAAUAUUGGUAAUAUCGUCAAAUGUUUAAUUGAUGUGAUAGUACAAGACUGCAACUUGCAAAUUUCCAAAAAACAAUACGAAUCAAUUUUGGCAGUAAACGACUCCUUGAAACGCAUUUUAAUCAGUUGGGAUUUUUUGCCCUCACGUCCGCACGAAAAAAUUUUAGACAAUACAAAAGCUUGGUGGAAAUACGCCUAUUUUGCUGUUUUAGACCAAAGAAUUCGUCCUUAUUCUUGGAAAAAAAUUAAAAAUGUUAGAGAUUAUUACCGCGGAUAUGUGCAAACUUACAAGCAGAUUAUUUUGAAUCCUAACGAUACCGAAUUGAAGUUAGAUUUGCAAAAAUACGAAGAUAAUUUAUCUGUUAUUAAUGUUGUGAUAGCGAGACAACAUGCACGACUUUUGGUGCAAUCGCGUAGUUUAAGCGAAAAAAAUUUUUGGUCAAUGUUGCCUUCGCCUGAACGUACUUUGUUAUGUAAAAAAAUUGGAUUCUAUGAUAAAAACUGUGAUCAGUUACAGAUAGAUCAACAGUAUAAUCUACGAAUGGGUAAUUUUAGCUUGUCGCUGACUCACAAUUCCAAGGAAAUUUUUCUACUGACUCUAACUCAGACAAAUUUCAAUUUCCAUCCGAAUCUAUUAGAAGACACUUUCAAGGCACUUGUGAAAAUCGAAGGUUUGAUUUUAGAAGGGUCAAAUGAAGACGAACAAUUAAUUUCGAUCCUGGCCUCAGAGCAUCUUAGUACAAGUCCGGCGUAUUUUUUUAAAGCAGAGUUAGAGAAAAUGCCGACUAAUUCAAAUUGUUCACACAAAUUGAAUCUAGCUUUAGACUCAGUUGAAUGUUUGUAUAACCAACAAUUUUUCGACGACCUUUCAACGUGGCUAAAUAAUGAAUUUUUCUCUCAAACGUCCCUUUUUAACCAAAUGAAUGACUGUCCUCAGACAAUACGCAGUUUUUUCGACAAAAAAUUGCAGGAAAAAUGGGACUUGACCCUUAAUAUAAAAGUCCCCUUCAUCGUGAUACCCGAAUUCGGUUCUUUUCUAAAAGCGGAUAAUAUUUUAGUGGUAGACUUAGGCCGUUAUUUAAUUACAACUGAACUUUACCAAAACACCGACUUGGUAGAUAACGCCACCCAAAUGGAAAUGGAAGAACAACUCUACUCGAAAUACCACUUCGAAUGCACCGACAUGCAAAUUCUAUUUUGUCAAAAUUCAGACAAUUGGAGAGACGAAAGGAAGGAAAAAGACACCGAUUUGCACAUAAUACCCAAAACGGCUUUCUCCGCAAUGUACGCUUGUUGUACCCGAAUCGAAAAAACCAUUCCGAAAUACAAAUUCAACAUCAAUUUCCACAGUCUUAAACUGAACUUAUCAGAACGCAAGAGUGGCCAAAUCCUCAAGUUUUUCACCAAUAAUGGAAAUUACUUAGAGAGAGAGAAGCCAAAGCGGACAACGAAAAUUGAUUUUUACGAACACACAAUCAUCCAAAGCUACAAUCUCAAAUAUUUAUCCAAUGUCGAGUCGCUAGUUUCCAUCAAGGACAACUUCAUCAAAAUUAAAAGAGGAAAAGUGGACAAGAACCAACAAAACAAAAUCGAGAAGUCUGCCGAUAAUGUUAAGAAAGAAGACAUGAAUGAAGCGUGGGCCCGGUAUGUCGAUUUACCGGGAUUAGAAGACAAUAUUUCCCCCAAUAAUAAUAUAACAGUCCUCCUCCGAUUCAUCAUUAGCGAAUUCACUCUCGUAUUCUCAAGAUCAAGCGAUAGUACCGAUCGACAGUACCUAAUGUUCCGUCUCGGACUUCUAACCACAGAUGUGGCUCUAAUGACUUACGGACCAGCUUACCAAAUCUCAGUCAAUAGUAUUUUAUUGACGGAUAAAUUACACACAACUCCCAGUGGACAAUAUUUAGAUUUAGUCCAUAGUCCAUUUCCUAGUACUGUUGACGUUAUUACAAUACUAUACAGAAAAGUAAGUGCGAGUUGUCCCGACUUUUGGAGUCACUUUCACGGUGUUGAAACCUCACUAGUGGCCGAUUUCGGGACCAUCCAUUUGUUACUCCACCAAGAAGCGAUUCAUACUCUUGUCAAAUACUCAAAUUAUUUAUUCAAUAAACUUAAACUCCAAACACCGUUAUUGAUUCGUGACGCCGCUUUGAAGUCUUUUAAAUUGUUAAAUAAUAUUUUGCAUCAACAACCAGUGACUCCGGUUCCUCCAGGAUCCGUCAAAUUCUCUCAUUCGGCAAGAUUUGCAGAUGUCAAUAUCAGAGUUUGUGAUUCUGAUUUUGAUAUCAUCAAUAUACAGUUAUCAGGACUGGAAAUGGAUUUUCUAUUCAGGGCCAAUGAACGAUUUGUGUUUAGAUCAUAUUUGAGUAACAUUAACGUAGAGCAUUUGUCAGAAGUUACACUUUAUAGUAAAGUACUCUCCACGGAUGAAGAUAAAGUUUUCGAACUGAAAUAUGUCCGUCAUGCCUCUCAUAUUAACCAAAAUGACAUUACACACAGGGAUGAAAUGACCACUGGUGGUAGUUUCAAGUUUCAACUAGGACAAAUCCAUUUAACUCUCUUGUACAAAUUGAUAGUUCAAAUCCAGCGAUUUAUCACAAACUUGGAAGCCGUCCCGUACAUUAACAAUAUAGUGGAAUACCUCUACAAUGCUGUAACCACAGUCACUGACACCUUAAAAGCCAACACAAAAAUCCAUCUUGCGAUAAAUGUUUGUGGCCCGAUUCUGCUCUUCCCCCAGAAAUCUUCAUCCCCCAAUGUUAUGAUAAUCGACACUGGCGAACUCCACGUUGAGAACUUCUUCAAGGAGUAUAACAACGACACCAUGGAGAAUAUUUUGAUCAAAUGGACCGGAACCACCAUCACUCGGGGCGUAAUGACCCUCGUACCAUCCCUUGAAAUGCAAGAAACCCUAAUUGAACCAAUAAACCUCAACUUUGACAUCAAACGCUACACGAAUAUCAAAAGUGCGCAGAAAUUAUGGGACAUCGAUGGGGCUCUAGACCCGAUUCAGAUCACUCUAGGCCAAAGAGACAUUUCGACGAUUUUAUCAAUCUAUAAAGACAACAUUGGUGAGGGCAAAAUCGUCGAUCUUUUCCCCGUCCAAAUCAAAUCGCCCCUAACUUCAAUCACGACUGACGAAACUGUGAAAACACUCGAAGCGUUUUUCUGCGAACCUAAACAGAAAAAUAUUGUUGCCAAAUUUUCACUCGACGAAAUCACUUUGUUGUUAUUUUUCGACUCGGGAGAGUUGCUAAGUUCGCCAAUUCGUGAUUUGAAUCACGGCUUGUGUAAAUUUAAAGUCGCAGAAGUUAACGCAACUUUUACGAUUUAUACUGAUGGGAGUCUUGAUGGUAAAUUAUCAGCUGACGAGAUUUUGAUUGAAGAGAUCGGACCCGAUGCGAACAUUUAUGAUAAGAGGAUCCUUCAAUCGCCCAUUGAUGAUAACAAGAAUAAUAACUGUAAUAUUACGAUAAAUCGCGCCCCGAUUGUUGAUAUCACUUUCCAUCAGACCAAAUCGGGUGAUAAUUCCGCUGAUGCGAUCAUUGGAAGGUUGAGUUUGAGUUUAUCGGUCCCUUUUUGCGAAAAACUGGCCCUUUUUGUACUCGAGUGCCUUCCAAAAGACAAUUCUGAUAUUGGGAUUGUGAAUCAUGGCUACGAGUGUGACACUCAUGAGGAGAAAGAAUACACUGCUAGUCUUACAAUUUCACUUAGGAUUAACAAACCGGAAUUUAUAUUCGUUGUAGAAACGACGUCAAACAAAAAACGCUAUUUCAUCACUCACACCGAAAUUUUAUCCGAUUAUUCCAGACACGGAAAUCGGUUAAACCUCGUCGUGUCUUUAUCAGGAUUGCACUCUUUGUUUUACGACAUUGGUGUGCAAUCGAACGAACCUUACGUCAUACUGAAACAGUGUGACGUUGAAUUUUCUAAAUGUUAUUCCGAAGAGAAAGGCAAAAAAAUCAUCGCGUCGGUCUCAUCAAUCUAUGUGCAGAUUUGUAGCCGCGUUGUUCACUCCCUAACCGAUAUUUUGAACGAUAUUUCUGAACAUUUCAAAGUGCCUGAGCUUGACUCCCGAGAAUUUAAUAAUAAAGCCGAGGAGGACUUGUGGGAGUCCAAAAAAAUGGACGAUUUCGCCCAACCAAAACUCGAUUCAAGUCUUGAUAAUAAACUAGUGGCAAAAGAAGUCGAGUUGCAUGAGAUUCUUCUAGUCCCCAAAUUUGACAUUGUGCUCAUUUUCGAACUAGAAGAGACGCAAGUGCUUCUUGUGAAAUCAACAAUGGAAGUGACGGUCUACGACUGGUCUUCGCUCCUCAACUGUACUUGUGAAGUCACAAUCCAGGCUAAUUAUUUCAAUGAGAAUUUGCAAGUUUGGGAGCCUGUGAUCGAUCCUGUUGUCAUAGAUGAGAAAGAGUACAGGCCGUGGGACGUCCUUGUAAAAAUCUUCCAAGACAAAUCGUUACCAAUGCUGAGCAGUCUCGACCAAAAGUCGAGGAAUAUCACUCGCGAGAAGAAAAGCACUCCCACCACAACCGAAGAUGAAGAUUCGGGUGAAGAUAUGAUGUAUCUUGAACCGAUCAAUCCGCUCCACAAUCGCAAUAACAGAAGAGUCAAGACAAGUCUUUCCACUUUUCUCGACGAUUCAGAUUCGGAAAACGAAGAUGGAGCCAUGGAAAAACUAGCCGCUGCGAUUUCCGAUUUAUUCACUGGUGAUUGGAAUGAGAGUGAAGACAGUGAUUAUAUUCACUCUAGUGACAACGAAGACGAUUCUGAUGAUAAUGUCAAAAGAAAAUCGCAAGACGAUAAAAUUUGUCAAUUUGCGAGUUACACGAAAUCGACUUAUGUCCUAAUCGAUGCAAAGGAAGUGUUAAAUUUGACAAUAACCCCGACUUUUCUCAAAGUUAUGAACGAACUUUUUACCAUCUACUCGAAUAAAACUCUGUCGGUUAUAACCAACAAGAAAACGAUUAAUUUAACUAACGACAUUGGGCCGCAAUCGAAAGUUGAACUCUAUGAAAAGAAAAGUGUGGAAAGCUACGAGGAAGAUGCUUUGGUUUGUGUCAAAACGUUUGAAAACCAGGAUUCAGUGCCCAACAGUCCAAGUAAAAGCGUGUAUUAUGUUUCGGAUUUUUCGGAAGACGUAAAUGAAGAUAAAGACAGCACGCAAGGAGAUGUAUUUAAAGCCGAUUUGGAAAACAAUUACGACUUUGCGACAAUGUCAAGUCUUCAAUUCCCCGCGGAAACGACUCCUCAACUCUACGACAAAAUCAACGCCCAUUUUAUGCGCGUUUACAUUCCGAAUUGUACCCCAAUUCAAACAAAUUGUUCAAAAAGAGCCUGGCAAAAACUGAUGAGACUACACUCGACCAUUCCGGGCCAGAAAUACUACCUUGCUGCAAGACAUACGAUAAGUAAAUCAGGCCGAAAUGUUGUUAUAAGUUCGCCUUUACAAAUCAAAAACGAGACCUGUUUUGCGCUGAGUGUCCUGUACCAACCCUCAGUUUUGCAACAAUUGAAUUUAGAGCCAGUUGGGGAUGUUACCAAUCCGUUUGAGACGACGAUGAGGAUUGCAGUUUUGGAAGCGCACGAGCAUUACAAUGUGCCACUUUAUAUUGCUUACCACUGCAAGCUUUUUAUCCAACCCGCGUAUGCCGAAGGCCACUACACUUCUGAUUCUGGGAUUUGGUGGAAAGAUUUAGCAACGGAGCUUGACAUCGCCCAUAAUUUGCACUGCAGGCCUAGAACUGAUUCAAACUUGGAAGUUUUUUCGCUGCGAGUGAUGCUGACUCGAAAUUUGGAUAUAUCAAACUCUCAAGCGCACACUGUCCCUAAUUACGUUAUACACUUAUUGCCACCGUUAAUUUUUCAUAAUUAUCUCCCCUACUCACUCGAAGUCGAAAAUGUUGGUUUGAAACAACUGAUUAAAAUCGAGCCCGGAGAAAAGAAAAGUGUCUACUCUUUAGAUUUGUCCAAAGAUCAAAAAUUACUAAUCAGAGUCAAGUACAAUUUACUAACUUGGAGUGGAAUUUUAAAUUUCACAACUUAUCUUGAUGAAAAAAUCGUUGUUUUGUCUUCUGACAGUAAAGAAGUCAAGCAUUUAGCCAUCAAUACCAAAACAGAUCGUGAAGGUAGCUGUAACGUGUUUUUUUACACUCCGUAUUGGAUUAUUAACAAAAUUGGAUUGCCACUACAAAUCAAAGCGUCACUUACGAACACAGUUUAUGAAAGUAAUUCCGAAGAUAUUCUUCUUUUCACUUAUAAAAGACACGGAAAGCAAACUUUAAAUGUUAAAGUUUACGACUCGAAUUGGUCAAACGAAUUCGGGUUAGAAUGUGCGGGAACCACCGGUUUAAUAAUCUGCAAAGACAACGAACGGAAAAAGAAAUAUUUGUUCUUUUUGUCCAUCAAAUUGUCACAAAUGUGUCCGAGAUUGACGAAAAUUGUUACUCUUCUGCCGACUUUCCUAAUCACCAACAAUACCAACAAAAAACUAAGAUUCAUGGAACACAAUGAAAAAACAGAUCUCUGGAUCGACUUGGACUCCUCUCAAACCGUAACUUUUUGGCCUGAAACCUCCUCGAUGCAAAUGUACGUCAAAUACAGAGACAGUAAAGUAAUUUCGCAGGCAUUUAAUUUCGCAACUUCAAAUUCGACGGUCCUUCGAAUGGAUAGAGGAGGAGCAUUAAGAGUCGAAGUUACAGGAGGCAUAAGUGAUUCCUUCCGUGUGACUUUUUACGACUACAAACCCGGCGAUGCCCCUGUCCUAGUUAAAAACUAUUGUCCUGAUUUAUUUUUGAAGAUUCAACAGCAGGACCAAAGCCAAGUCACUUUACUUAGUCCUUACAAUUCACUUUUGUACACUUGGGACGACCCAACAAGGAUCAGGAAGUUGGUUUGGAACGUUUACAACAAUAAAGGAACAGGAUUCGUCCUUGAUAUUUGCAAGGACUCGCACGGGGAGGAAAAAAUAUUAUUCCACAGUGUCACACCGACCACUAGUGUGACAGUUUCGUCGAGUGAGGACUCAGAUAGUUCCGACAGUGUUAAAACAACAAUGAAUAAGAAAGUUCGAAGAGACAAAAUCGUGAUUUAUUGGCUGUGUUACGCUGAAGGUCUCCAAAGAACCCUCCUCUUCACUCAAGAAUCACGGAUUUAUAACACGGUUUUGAAACACUAUUUUUUGGAGCAUUGCUACUUGGAGUGUUUAGUGUCACUCUGCGGUGUCGGAGUUUCACUUUUCACGUCGGAAAAUGCGAAAAAAGAGCACGUUUAUGCCUCACUUGCUGAUAGCCCGGCCAUUUGGGAAGUCAAUGUUGGCCACAAGUGGAAAACUCUAACUUUGGAAUUGGCGUCCUGGAUCGAAGAUAAGUACAAGUUGCAUUACAAGAAAUGUCAACUGAGAGACUAUAUACACAUUGACUUCGAAAAGAUGUACAUGUUGAAGCCAUUUUUUGCAGAAUUGAAACGCACAUAUUCCCCUGCAGUUUACCUCCAAUACAGGAAGUCGAAAAAUUACAAUCAUUUUAAUUUCAAAUUAAACACGCUACAAAUUGAUAAUAAAGUCAAUAAUACGAUUGUCCUAUACCCACUUCCGGGAAAUGUCACAAAAGGGUUGAAUUCUUUCAUCGAUGUGAAUGUUUUGAAGUGUUUGGCGAAAGAUUGUGAUAUUUACAGACACAUCAAAAUCAACAUUAAAGAUUUCUAUUUGAACAUCGAAAAUGAUUUGUUUGUCAAUAUUCGGGAACUUUUGGUCCAGUACAAGAAGUUUUACGAUGAAACAAAUAUUUCGUACGUGAAUGAUAUCAAAUCCAUUCAAGAUUUGACUCUUGCACGGUCCAAGGACACUCAAAGUGGCCGAAGUUUGAUCGAAUAUUUAAGUGUGAGCAACUUCGAGAUCCAGUUGCACAUCUCAAAUAAAACACAAUUGAUUUUGAAAAGUAGUAACUUACCUUUGUGCAAACUUCUGGACUAUUUGUUUCCCAUAAACAUCUCGCCCUAUAUGCCUCUAGAGGGAGUUCUCCAAAAAGUUUCAGCUAUCGAACAAACCAACCUGUAUGACCACCUCUCCACAUGUAUGGAAAACCUUCUCCAACAAAUAACAGCUCAAUUCUUGCAACAGUACUACUCUCACGUACUCGGAUUGCAAGUCUUGGUCAACACUUUCGCCAUCCAACCUGCAGUUUUGUACCCGCAAAUCGAUGUGGAAAAAAUGUCAAACACUGUUUUGUACGGCUCGAGGUGUCUUUUGAGUCACGUUAACAUGUCUCCGGCUGCUUUGGAAGCUUGCGUUGUUGAUAUUUUCGCUCACCAAACCAUUGAGAAUAUCCAGAGGAUCCGUAGACACGGAUCGUACCAAAAAUCGGAAGUGGUACCGAAAAUCAUAACUGCGUCUUGUCGGAAUUUCCACACGGGGGUACCAAAUGCGUUAAACCAACUGAUUGUGAGAAAACAAAACGCUGGGAUUAAUUGCGACGGCGAAAUGUUCUUCAGAACGACCGGAAAAGCCCUUUAUUCCCUCAUGACACGCCACCCUGAUGAUAAAAGCGAUAGUGUAGAAGUGGCCAAAGAGGCGUUGAGAAGGGCCUCUAUUUUAGGAGAACCAAUCAGGAUUCAGCAACGUCUUACCAGAUAUAAUAACCGAUAUUUGGGCCUUAAACCGUUUUCAGCGUACGAAUCUAUGGGCCAGUAUUUGUUAGAAACGGUCGCAAAUUCAAGAUUUAUGAAAGAUACCUAUUGGUCACAUGCUUCGAUUGAUAGAAGCGGAAAAUCGGCUUUGCUAGUUUCGCUACAGCAUGUCAUAAGAAUAAACAAAUGUAGGCUUUGGGGACCUUGGGAUGUUGAGUGGGCUAUAGAUUUAGAUGAUAUUUUAUCGAUGCCAAAAAUCACGUCUACCGAACUUGUGUUUAAUAUGAGACAGAACGAAAACAAUACGAAAGAGCUGUUGACUAUUAGUGGUGAUAAAGAGAUGCUGACUUGGAUUCACGAAAAAAUCGAACAAGCUAUUAUAGUCAGUAUGGAAGAGAAAUCGUGGCCCGUUACUGAAAAUCCAUAAUGUUAAUUGUAUUUUCUGUAAAUGUUAUUAGAGAAAUAUUCAAAAAAUUUGUCAAACUUUUUGUUCCUUAUAACACUUGAAACAACUAUGAAGUAGAAAACGAAAUUUUAUUCAAUACAA